AUGUUCGGACGUUUGACUCACUACGCAUUCGAUGCGGUUCUCGUCUCUGCUUUCCUGGCAGGCGUCAAGCGCUCUACUGGCCUUACCCCUAGUCUGAACUCUGACCAGAUCACCGACAACAAGGACUUCAAGAAGUGGAUCGAUAACUACCUCGGCGUUGGCGAGUGGGUGAUGGAUCAGUCGGUUGCCGUGUUGGGUUCGACGAGCUGGUUUGAGCGCCGCCGGUGA
This is a messenger RNA of Aspergillus melleus, 228 nucleotides long. Its product is annotated as DUF1748 domain-containing protein. The coding region runs from base 1 to 228 and encodes 75 amino acids. Lineage: Eukaryota; Fungi; Ascomycota; Eurotiomycetes; Eurotiales; Aspergillaceae. Gene Ontology annotation, cellular component: cytoplasm. The record is from RefSeq and is a predicted model, not a curated record. The transcript has 4 exons.